Cladophialophora psammophila CBS 110553 is the source of this 1575-nucleotide messenger RNA. RefSeq lists its product as uncharacterized. The transcript is spliced from 3 exons. Gene Ontology annotation, molecular function: heme binding; monooxygenase activity; iron ion binding. Bases 1 to 1575 code for a protein of 524 amino acids. NCBI's taxonomy places the organism in Eukaryota, Fungi, Ascomycota, Eurotiomycetes, Chaetothyriales, Herpotrichiellaceae. The record is from RefSeq and is a predicted model, not a curated record.
AUGUCUCCUCUAGCUUCGAGAAUCGUGGAGAUGCCUUCGAGGCUCAUAUCGAACCAUGAAUUCCAAGAAGGAAAGUUUCAAUAUCUGGCAGGCGCCCUUAUGGCCUUAAUGGUAGCCAGUUACAUUUUUCAGGCUCUCUACAACAUAUUCUUACAUCCGUUGGCGCGGAUUCCAGGUCCGUGGGUAGCCAAAGUGUCGGCGAACUAUCUUGUGCCGGCUUCAGCAGGGCUUCACAGAGCCCAGUCGUUGCGAGAGCUCCAUAACCAGUAUGGUCCCGUCGUUCGCGUUGGACCGAACGAAAUUUCGGUCUCUGACUGGAGGGCAUACCGGGAGAUUUAUAGCCACAAGGCAAGCUCCAAAACAGACUUUUUCUAUCGCGACACCAGCCUCACGGGCCACGACAAUAUAUUUACGAUGCUGAACAAAGACGCCCACUCGGGCCGACGCAAGCUCCAGAACCAAUCUUACUCUCAGCAAGCGGUUUUUGACAACGAGGCGCUGAUCGUCGACAAGGCCAAAAUCCUGGUGCGACGAUUGAGCCAGACAGGCAAAGAGCCCAUCCUGGAAAAACCAGUGAAUGCUUUCGCCUUAAAUGGUCUGUUCAGCUUGGAGGUCAUUUUAGCCUGCGCGUUCAAUCGCCAUCAUGGAGAUGUACCGAGCCACGAUGCCGCGACUCUUCUCGAGGCCAUGGACUCCACUGCUGUAGCAAUCCGAACCGCAGCAGCACUACCGUUUCUGAGUAGGGCGGUUGGCAGAAUGCUCCCCGGACCAAUCGGGCGAUCAUUCAAGCAAUGGGACCUUUGGCAAGAUGUGACACAGAACUUACUGAAAGAAUUCCAGCAGCACGAGCUGCCCUUGGACAAGACCCAGAAAUUCAUGGCUACGCCUAUGCUCGUGAACGAGGACCCUUACCUCGGUCGGAGACUCACGCAGCUGGAGUUGGUGGAGGAAUUAAUGGGCAUUACGUUCGCUGGCAGUGGCACAACCUCGUCGACACUAACCUACCUUCUGUACGCCAUGUCUAAGGACAUGGGAAGGCAAGAACGCCUGCGGCAAGAGCUACGGACCGUCGCCGGGACGAGCCUAAAUGAGGUCAAGAACCUCCCAUAUCUGAAUGCUGUCCUUAAAGAGACUUUCCGUCUCUAUCCAACCAUCAUGUCGACGCUUCCGCGGAUCUUGGACCGUCCAGUGAACAUCGGAGACCACGUCUUGCCUCCGGGCACACUAGUCGGCAUGCAAAAUUACGUUCAUCACCGUGACGCCGAGCUCUUCCACCGCCCUGACGAAUUUCUGCCCGAACGGUGGCUAGAGGAGAACGGCAAUGCUUUGCGGAUAAGGGACAUGGAAUCCGCACUCACACCAUUCUCGCUGGGCCCGCGGAAUUGCAUCGGCCAGAAUUUGGCCAAGGCUGAGCUGUAUCUGGCGGUUAGCAACAUCUUCGGGAAGCUCAGGUUGCAGUUAAACGCCGACAUGACUGAGUGGGACGUGGAGGUGGAGGACCCUUUCAAUAUCGCGCCCAAGGGAAGACGGCCGCUACUGGACGUUUGGGUUUUAGAAGAGGAGCGCAGCUACUAG